This is a messenger RNA of Camellia sinensis, 1325 nucleotides long. Its product is annotated as protein trichome birefringence-like 39. The record is from RefSeq and is a predicted model, not a curated record. Gene Ontology annotation, molecular function: O-acetyltransferase activity. Gene Ontology annotation, cellular component: Golgi apparatus. Lineage: Eukaryota; Viridiplantae; Streptophyta; Magnoliopsida; Ericales; Theaceae.
UCUACACCUCGUCCUUUUGUUUGUCAAACCAUCCGGGGUCGAAAUCCAAGAUGAGUUUUAUAUUGAAAGCUGUGUUUCUCUUUCUCUCACUGUUUCUGUUUUCAUUACACAAAACAAAGGCUGAGCAUUACAAGAAUGCUAGCAGUUCCAUAGCCAGGAAGCUUGCAAGUGGGUGCAAUUAUUUCCAAGGCAAAUGGGUAUACGAUUCUUCAUAUCCUCUAUACGACUUCUCAACCUGUCCCUUCAUAGAUCCAGAAUUCAACUGCCAAAAGUACCGAAGGCCUGACAAACUCUACCAAAAUUACAGGUGGCAGCCCUUCUCAUGUAACCUACCAAGGUUUAAUGGGUUGUAUUUUUUGGAGAAAUGGAGGGGGAAGAAGAUCAUGUUUGUGGGUGACUCACUGAGUUUGAACAUGUGGGAGUCUUUGAGUUGUAUGAUUCAUGCAUCGGUGCCAAAGGCUAAAUACACAAUCAUCAGGAGAGGUUCACUUGGUUCGGUUACAUUUCAGGAUUAUGGAGUGAAGUUAUUACUAUAUCGCACACCAUACCUAGUGGAUAUAGUAAAUGAAAAGGCGGGUCGGGUUUUGAAGCUGGACUCAAUCCAAAAUGGAAAUGCGUGGCGAGGCAUGGACAUGCUCAUAUUUAACUCAUGGCAUUGGUGGACCCAUACCGGAAGAACCCAACCAUGGGAUUAUAUGCAAGAGGGAAAUAAAUGGUACAAAGAUAUGAACCGUUUAGUUGCAUACUAUAAAGGGAUGACCACAUGGGCUAGAUGGGUGAACCUAAAUGUUAACCCUUCAAAAACCAAAGUUUUCUUUCAGGGGAUCUCCCCCACCCAUUAUGAAGGCAAGGACUGGAAUGAACCAUCAAAGACAUGCUAUGGUGAGACACAACCAUUUUUCGGUACGAGGUACCCAGCAGGUACACCUCUAUCUGCAGUGGUUAUGAGCAAAGUGUUGAGCAGAAUCAAGAAACCUGUUUAUUUGCUCGACGUUACCACCCUCUCACAAUAUCGCAAGGAUGCUCAUCCAACAGUUUACAGUGGCGAUCACACUGGCACAGAUUGUAGUCAUUGGUGUCUUCCGGGUUUGCCUGAUACUUGGAAUCAGCUUCUCUAUGCAGCUCUCAUUUAGUUCAAUACAAAAGUGUUCCUAGUCAAUUUUAGCUCCAUUUUUUUAAAACAAGAAAUACUAUCAUUAUUGUUUCCAUGAUUGAAAUUUGCCCGAAUUAAUUUCCUAGUUAAGCGGGCAAUAAAAUGUGUAAUGUGUAAUGUGUAAUGCUUUAAUUGUAAAGUAGUCUUUGGGUGAGCACUUUGUAAGAUGUCA